Messenger RNA from Rhipicephalus microplus (southern cattle tick), 626 nucleotides. RefSeq names its product achaete-scute homolog 2. Gene Ontology annotation, biological process: positive regulation of transcription by RNA polymerase II. The record is from RefSeq and is a predicted model, not a curated record. Lineage: Eukaryota; Metazoa; Arthropoda; Arachnida; Ixodida; Ixodidae. Gene Ontology annotation, cellular component: RNA polymerase II transcription regulator complex. Gene Ontology annotation, molecular function: RNA polymerase II transcription regulatory region sequence-specific DNA binding; DNA-binding transcription factor activity, RNA polymerase II-specific; protein dimerization activity.
AGAGAGGUGUCAUGAAGCCCGACGGUGUGGCGCUCUUUCAGCACACGCACCAUCACCGCCACGAUAUCGUUCACCAAGAUGAGAGUCGCCACCACUCCACCCAGUGCUCGCCCGCGAGCCCGCGGCCAGCGAAGAUGACAUCUUUUGUAGCGACCACGGCUCCGUACACUGCGGCCGUGGCCCGCCGGAACGAACGCGAGCGAAACCGGGUGAGACUAGUGAACCAUGGUUUCAACGCGCUCCGGCAGCACGUCCCCCAGACAGGCCAGAAGAAACUGAGCAAAGUGGAAACGCUGCGGUCGGCAGUUGAGUACAUCCGCGAGCUGCAAAAGCUGCUGGAACUUACCAGACGCCAAGCGGUAUCACUCCCCGAAGAACAGUACAGUUCUCCGAAGGAGAACAGGGUUCCUGACGGUGCCUAUUCGGGUUCUUCACCUCCCUCUAUAGUGGAAUCAACGUCGUCUCCCUGCAGCAGCAACAGCAAUGAGUGCGGGAUUCCUGCCUCCCGCGUUGAUCGGGCGGGCAGUUUUGAGGAACACUGUGCCUCACCCAAGAAGGCUUCCUGUGGUGUCGACGACGAACAGGAAGUUCUGUGGGAACUGGCUUCCUGGUGGCCAGCGACGUAG